Colletotrichum siamense is the source of this 678-nucleotide messenger RNA. RefSeq lists its product as uncharacterized. The record is from RefSeq and is a predicted model, not a curated record. Lineage: Eukaryota; Fungi; Ascomycota; Sordariomycetes; Glomerellales; Glomerellaceae. The coding region runs from base 1 to 678 and encodes 225 amino acids. The transcript has a single exon.
AUGAAUGUAUCAGACUGCUUUGCCCUCUACGACGACUACUGGCAGCCUCAAGGCAACGUCUUGGUGCUGGUUAAAAACCAGUCGGUACAAACACCGCCUGACGAUAGCCUCCUAAUGUAUGUCUCAAUUGUUCCCCGUUCCGACGAUUGGGGAAAGAACAUGUGGGCUCUAGGGAAUGGCACUGGCCGUUUCAUUGCUCAGUCGCCCCCAAAACCUGUCACCGUUUGGUAUCUCGGACCAAAGCACUACGAGGUCGCCCGAUGCCUGGUUCAACCUCCUAACGAGUUGCACACGAAAUGCCGCUUUGAGUACUCGCCUCCUAUUAUGUUCACCAUCUGCAUAAUGAAUUUCAUUAAAGCUUUUAUCAUGAUAUGCAUUUGGUACUUGAGGAAGUGGCAAGAUCAGAAGCAACAUAGGAAGGCGAAGGAAGUCCUGUACACACUUGGCGAUGCAAUUGCAUCUUUCAUGAGGGUCCCUUGCGAACAAACGAAAGACCUCGGUCUUUCCACAAAAAAUGAUUUCCUGACGACCAGGAAAUGGAAGGAUCGUCUCGUCAAGCAAACCCCAGUUAUUCUGAAAGAGACUACCAAUCGCGAGCCGAAAGAGUUCUCCGCGACGGCCAAACAGUGGAGGUCUGCUGCCAGUCUCAAGCGCUGGGUGAUCCUUCUUUGCAUGUGA